Messenger RNA from Lactuca virosa, 1490 nucleotides. The record is from the annotation of a GenBank genome assembly. NCBI's taxonomy places the organism in Eukaryota, Viridiplantae, Streptophyta, Magnoliopsida, Asterales, Asteraceae.
AUGUUUAUCAAGGGAUACUCUAUAGCAAGUGUGGCAGAAAUGGGCUGUUGUGGUUGCUUUGGAUUUUCAUUAAGAAAAAAGCACAAAAAGACUCGGCCCAGGACACACAUUGGGAAUCACAUUUCACAGGAAUUACUUCUAAAUGAAGAAGCAGAAGAAGAAGAAGAGGAAGAACACGAAGAAGAAGAAGAAGAUGAUGAUAAUUGCUCAUAUGGUGAUGACAUAUCCGACACUGAAAAAGAUGAUCAUGUUGAAUUCAAGAAUCCAGCAAAGAGAUCAGAAGACAUUCUUUUAUACAGAACACAAAAUGGAUUGAUUUGCAGGGAGUUCCCUGUCAAGGAAACACACAAAGUUAUCCGCUCAGAGGAUGAGAAUGGAAACAAAAUGGUGAAUGAGUAUGUUCGUGAGUAUAAAAUCGGCUCUGGUAGCUAUGGAAAAGUGGUUCUUUACAGAAGCCAAGUUGAUGGGAAGCAUUAUGCAAUUAAGGCAUUUCACAAGUCUCAUUUAUUAAAGCUAAGAGUUGCUCCAUCAGAAACUGCCAUGACUGAUGUUCUUCGUGAGGUUUUAAUAAUGAAAAUGUUAAACCAUCCAAACAUAGUAAAUCUGAUAGAAGUGAUUGAUGACCCAAACACAGAUCAUUUCUACAUGGUUCUUGAAUAUAUCGAGGGCAAAUGGGUCUUUGAGGGAUCUGGACCUCCAGGUGGCUUAGGAGAACAAGUUUCAAGGAGUUAUUUGCGUGAUAUUGUAUCUGGUCUUAUGUAUCUCCAUUCUCAUAAUAUCGUGCAUGGUGAUAUAAAACCUGAUAAUCUUCUUGUUACUGCCACUGGGACUGUAAAGAUUGGUGAUUUCAGUGUCAGCCAGGUUUUUGAGGAUGAAAAUGAUGAACUUCGUCGUUCUCCUGGAACUCCAGUUUUCACUGCUCCAGAAUGUUGUCUAGGUCUAACUUAUCAUGGAAAAGCUGCUGACACGUGGGCAGUAGGGGUUACUUUAUACUGUAUGAUUCUUGGACAAUAUCCUUUUCUUGGAGACACACUCCAAGAUACAUAUGAUAAGAUUGUUAAUGAUACUAUUUGGCUUCCUGAUGUUAUGAACCCCCAACUCCAAAACCUACUCGAGGGUCUUCUCUGCAAAGAUCCAACACAGCGGUUGACUCUUGGUGAUGUGGCGGUCCAUCCGUGGGUUGUGUUAGAUGAGGGGCCGAUACGUGAGUUUAAAUGCUGGUGCAAGCGAGAGAGGGGAGAAAAUGAAAAUGUUGAUGAGGGUAUAACCGGUAAUUUUAUUGCUAUUACUGACUGACUAAAAGUAUAAGCUUAUUUGUAAUGUCAAAAUUAUUUGUUUUUUUUUUUUGUAUAGUGAACUUUUUGUUUGGUUUUGAGGUUUUUUUUUAAAAGUAAACAAAGGGAGAUUGUAAGAAAUUGGAAAGAAAGUUAAAUGUUAUUUGGGAUUUAUUUGGUUAUGAGUUGACAAACUGAAAGUAAGAAUGGAUUGAA